Molecule: messenger RNA, 453 nt
Organism: Parnassius apollo (apollo)
Lineage: Eukaryota; Metazoa; Arthropoda; Insecta; Lepidoptera; Papilionidae
Source: the annotation of a GenBank genome assembly
AUGUCAUUAAUUUCAAAAUGGUUAAUUUCAAUUAUACUACUUAUUUUCUUCAUAGACAGAGGUUUUUGUAUUAAAUGUUGGAAUUGUCGAUCUAGUUACGAUCCGAAUUGUGCUGAUCCAUUUGAUAAUACCACUAUUCCAGUUAUGGAGUGUGAUGAAAAAUUAGGAUUGGCACAUUUACCUGGUACAAAAUCUAGCAUGUGCCGAAAAAUUCGUCAAAAAGUAAAUGGUGAAUGGCAUUAUUUUAGAGAUUGUGCCUAUUUAGGUGAAGCUGGGAUUCAAGGUGACGAAAGAUCCUGCUUGAUGAGAACUGGAACUAACAAUACCAUCAUAGAGUACUGCACUUGCAAUAGUAAAGACGGGUGCAAUUCAUCAUCUUUGAUAAGUCCUGUACAUAUUGUCAUAUUUACUUUGUCAUAUAUAUCCAGAUUUAUUUUAAAUAUUUUCUCAUAA